Elaeis guineensis (African oil palm) is the source of this 1059-nucleotide messenger RNA. RefSeq lists its product as uncharacterized. Gene Ontology annotation, cellular component: Mpp10 complex; small-subunit processome. Gene Ontology annotation, molecular function: snoRNA binding; rRNA binding. Gene Ontology annotation, biological process: ribosomal small subunit biogenesis; rRNA processing. The record is from RefSeq and is a predicted model, not a curated record. Lineage: Eukaryota; Viridiplantae; Streptophyta; Magnoliopsida; Arecales; Arecaceae.
UUGUUUUUUUUUUUUUUUCUUCAAACACUUCUCGAGCCCUAGCGAACGCCCGCCUUCUCGCCGCCACCGCCUUGCAGAGCCCUCGCGCAUGACCACCUCUUCCCUACUCUCUUAGCCGUCACCUCCCGCUGGUCUCCGUCGUCGCUUUCCUUCUCAUCAUUACGGCGUCGGCCAUCCCCUCUCCAAUCUUCCUCAGGCCCAUUGAAUUUUGGCAGUUAUUGGUAAAUCAGAUUUCGGAAUUCAGCAGAUUUAAUGUGAAUGUAAACAUCAAGCAUGAGGAAGUUAAAAUUUCACGAGAAGAAGCUCCUGAAGAAGGUCAACUUUAUUGAGUAUAAAAGAGAAGGGGGUCACCGUGAAGCUCUUGUCACACGCCGAUACCACCUCACAGAAAGGGAUGAUUACAAGAAGUAUGCGAGUAUAUGUCGGAUGGUACAAAAGCUAGUGAACCUCCUGAAGCAAAUGGAUCCAAGAGACCCUUACCGCAUUGAGAUGACAGAUAUGCUUCUAGAAAAGCUUUACAAUAUGGGUGUGAUCUCGACAAAGAAGAGCUUGGCGAAGUGUGAGAAACUAUCUGUGAGUUCAUUCUGCAGACGCAGGUUGGCAUGUGUCCUGGUGAACCUGAAGUUUGCUGAGCAUUUAAAGGAGGCUGUGACAUACAUUGAGCAGGGGCAUGUACGGGUAGGACCAGAGACGGUCACUGAUCCUGCAUUCCUUGUGACGAGGAACUUGGAGGACUUCGUGACCUGGGUGGAUUCUUCAAAGAUCAGACGAAAGGUGAUGGAAUAUAAUGAGAAAUUGGAUGACUACGAUGCAUUGAAUGCAUAAUGGAAGUUCUUUUCUAACUAAUUUCUCUUUUCGCAAGAGGCUAGGCAUGAAAAGUAUCUGUACUUUUUGUGCGCAUAGCCAGGGCUUUUGGGGGGAAAAAAAAACUUGCCAGUAUCAUGCUGUGAAUCGUAGUAGUGAACUGUAACAUUCUGACCUAAUUGCUUCUUUUGUCUCCUCUUAUUAUGGAUAAUGAGUCAUGGACCAGAGCAAUAAGAUAAAUAGGAUUUAUGCUUA